UUUAAAAAUUUAGGAAUAAAUUAAAGGUUUAAAAAUUAAUCCGGCCCCGGGAGUGAUAUCCUCAAGUGGUCAGCCGCACUCGGUCCCUGUGUGGGGGUUUUCCCGGGGCAAGAAAAAAAAUCAGGCACUUGGGUAGACAGCUAUGCUUCUCUAUGCACCUGUCCCAGGUGAGCAGCAGCAGCACUAGCCUCCUCCUCUUCUGCGAAGGCGGGUUUGUGCUGCUGCUAUUUGUGAUGGGGCACCAUUCCCUCCAUUGCAGCAGGUGCAGCUCUUCUUGGGAGUGACUGAGGCUGCUUGGCUUUCCCCAGCUUGUUUUCCUCUGGAGUCUUCUUGGAAGGAUGAAUAAUCCUAUACCUUCCAAUCUGAAGUCAGAAGCUAAAAAAGCAGCUAAGAUUUUAAGAGAGUUUACAGAAAUAACUUCCAGAAGUGGUCCUGACAAGAUCAUACCUGCCCACGUAAUUGCCAAAGCGAAAGGCCUUGCAAUCUUGUCUGUCAUAAAGGCUGGAUUUUUGGUAACUGCUCGAGGAGGCAGCGGGAUUGUAUUAGCUCGCCUGCCAAAUGGAGGCUGGUCGGCUCCAUCUGCAAUAGGGAUAGCUGGCCUGGGUGGUGGAUUUGAAAUUGGAAUUGAGGUGUCAGACCUUGUAAUAAUACUGAAUCACGAAAGAGCAGUUGAAGCUUUUGCAAAAGGUGGAAAUCUUACUCUGGGAGGAAACUUUACAGUGGCAAUUGGACCUUUGGGGAGAAAUCUAGAAGGUGACGUAGCCUUGAGAAGCUCUGCAGCUGUCUAUACCUACUGUAAAUCUCGAGGGCUAUUUGCAGGGGUCUCUUUAGAAGGGAGUUACUUAAUUGAAAGAAAGGAAACAAAUAGCAAGUUCUAUGGUCGGGAUAUUCGUGCCAGUGCCAUUUUGUUUGGUGAUCUACCUCCUCCUCUUCAGGCACAGGACCUUUAUGACAUCCUUGAGUCUUUUACACUCCAGUAUGACUGUUAUGAGGGAAGGAACCAUGUGUGGACACCUGUACAAAGAGAACCAAGAAAGGUUAAUGAAUACUCCUCAAGGCAACAGUCACGUAGAACAUCUGAAAAUUUUACACCAGAAGAUAUGCGAGCCCCAAGCAGGCUUUACCGGCUUCCCAGUUACUCAGCUUCGAUGAGCAACUCUCAGACCAGUUCUACAAUUGUGACAGCAAUAUAUCCGUUUGAAGGGCAACAGCCGGGGGAUUUGACUUUCAAAGUUGGAGACAAAAUCAAGGUCACAACAAAAACAGAUUCCCAGUUUGACUGGUGGGAAGGAUGUUUACAUGGCAGGACCGGCAUUUUUCCUGCUAAUUAUGUUACUAUAAACUAAAACACAUUUUAAAUGGCCUUUCUGCUUUGCCAAAAUCCUUUUUCUUAUAUGUGUAGAAAAUGAUGUACCUUGAUUACUCUGAGUGUGGGUCAAUGGGCAAGGCAGGAAGUCCCAUGGAGCUCCUUAGAGCUUUGUUUUCCUAACCUUAGCUAACCUCUCCCAACAAAUACAUCCAUACAUGCAGAACAAACUUGUGAAGGCAUUACAGAGAAUGUGAUCUUCACAUGUGCUUCCCAUAUGCUCCAUCCAUUUCUCCUUCUGUGAAGUAAUCAAAGGUGAGAUAAGGAGUAAGGGCAGAGGGAAUACACACGGACUCACCAUUUCUUGAAGAACUGCCUUAUGCUAAUGUUGGUGGAGGGAGCAAGCCAACAAGAUUCUGUUGAGUUUGAAUCAUUGCCUCCCUGUGUAGACACUGUGUGCCUUUUUCUGAGUCAAACCUUAUGUUGAGAUAUAGAUAGAUAGAUUUUUAAAACAAAAUUAAAAUAAUAUUUCAAAUGUUUUUGUUUUAUCUUUUCUCUAACUUAAUACUUGAUUAUGAACAAAAUCAUGAAAAACAAAUCAGAUUACGCUGUACAAGAGAUGCUAAAAUUAAUAUAUUGUGUGUUUUGUAUCUAACAUUUUCCACUAAU
Molecule: messenger RNA, 1975 nt
Organism: Sceloporus undulatus (fence lizard)
Lineage: Eukaryota; Metazoa; Chordata; Lepidosauria; Squamata; Phrynosomatidae
Gene: SH3YL1
Product: SH3 and SYLF domain containing 1
Cellular component (GO): ruffle membrane
Molecular function (GO): protein binding; phosphatidylinositol binding
Source: RefSeq, a predicted model, not a curated record